AUGGAUUUCCAACCAAACACUGCUCUACAUCUAAGCCUACCAAGCAAUCAACCGAACCUAGAACUUGUACUUGAGCCAUCCUCUUCCUCAUCAUCAUCACCUCGUAGUCCAGCAGAACCUCGAAUUUUCUCAUGCAACUAUUGCCAAAGAAAGUUUUAUAGCUCACAAGCUCUUGGUGGUCACCAAAACGCUCACAAGCUUGAGAGAACCUUAGCCAAGAAGAGCAGAGAGAUGAGUUCAUCGGUACGGGCUUAUGGAGGAUCGAACCUACGGUCAGGAUCAUCAUCUAGCAAGAGUAGCUCAAGCUAUCCUCGAAGCGAUCAGCCAGCUCUAGCAGGGUUCGAGCACCAUGGACAAGCUGGUAAGUUUGUUGGGGACGCGAGCUAUGGCAGGACAGAGAUGAAUUAUGGUUCUAGAGAAGGAAUAGGGGGUUCUUGGUCCAUGGUAUACAGGACGGAAAAUGUUCAAGAUGAGUUAAGCCAGCUCGACUUGUCUUUACGGCUUUGA
Messenger RNA from Dovyalis caffra, 507 nucleotides. The record is from the annotation of a GenBank genome assembly. NCBI's taxonomy places the organism in Eukaryota, Viridiplantae, Streptophyta, Magnoliopsida, Malpighiales, Salicaceae.